Molecule: messenger RNA, 2705 nt
Organism: Gastrolobium bilobum
Lineage: Eukaryota; Viridiplantae; Streptophyta; Magnoliopsida; Fabales; Fabaceae
Product: serine/threonine-protein kinase D6PKL1
Exons: 2
Coding region: 7-2622 (871 amino acids)
Biological process (GO): protein phosphorylation
Cellular component (GO): cytoplasm; plasma membrane; nucleus
Molecular function (GO): ATP binding; protein serine/threonine kinase activity
Source: RefSeq, a predicted model, not a curated record
CUUGUAAUGGGUUCAUCCUCUGGCACAUGUGAAAUAGUUGAAGAAAGGGAAGAGCUAAAUACUGGGAAAGCUGUUGGGAUUUAUCUGUCCAAUUCUGAGAAUAGCACGUCUGAGAAAAAUCAGAAGCUUUCAGCGCUGAAACUGGGAAACAAGGAUAAUCUAGAUGAUGAUAUUAAUAAGCUGUUUGAAUCAAUUGCUCUUAAAUCUUCAACAAGGGAUUUGGGUGUUUUACGAGAUGGUACAAGCCCUAAGAUGAAAAAUGUAUUGAAAAAUCAAAACGCAACGUAUAUUUCUCGGUCCCCACGAGUUGGGAGUUCUGAACAUGUUAAUUUAAAGCAGGCAUUAAGAGAACUUUGCAUAUCUAAGGCAUCAGAAAUGGCUGCUAUGAAACGAUUAUCAAAGUCAACGGCUUCUCCAAGAAUAUCAGAGGGUGAGAAGAUACAGACAUUGUAUAAUUCGGUUCUAGCUGGAACUAGUCGAUCUGGGCCUGCUUUUGUUGAGAAUAAGGGGAGUAUAAUUGAAAUAUCUCUAGUGCCAGAAAAAAGCAAGUCAUUUUCCUUGGAGAAAACAUCUCAAUCUCAUCAAACUGCCCAAAUUAAAUCACCGAGCCAAAACAUUCAUUCUUCUUGGGAAAUUGCUGUUGCAACUACUCAACAUGAUUCUGGGACUUCAUUGAUGCAAAGUGAUUUGGCAUGUUCAUCAAGUAAAGUUGGGGUUCAACCACUGCAAGGUGUGCCUGUUCUGACAGAAAAAGAAACAUCUGCAUCUUCUCCUCCUCUUUAUAAUAUGUCCGGAAGCAAACUAGAGUUGUCCAAAAAUGCUUCUUCCCCUAAAAAGUCAGGAAAGAAAGCGUUUGUGUCAAAUACUGGGCGGAAAGUUAGGUUGCAAACACUAUCUUCAUCUACUUCUGUGAAUGGAAACAGAGUUAACAAACUGCCACGCCAUGGCCCCCGAACAGUUAAAUCAGUCAUCAAGAACAAGAAUCUGAGUAAGAAGAACCUGGAGGAGGAUUCAGGUUCUGCUUUAUAUGAUCCUACAUCCAAUGAAGUUAUUAAGUUAGUUCCUGGUACAACUCGGCUGGUUUGUGAGAGAUGUAGGUGUGCUUUAGAAAAUACAAGUGAAGAAAAAAAUCAAGAUAUUAUGGCAUCGGACUCUACCAGUCUUGGGAAUGGAGUAAUCUUGAGUAAUGUGCACUCUGGUUCAAAUAAACCUGGUUUGGAAUCAACUAGCAGUAAUAAAAACAGGGCAGUUGCAAAAGUGAAGAAGAACACCAAGUUGAAAGAGCAACUUGAAUUUUCACAAAGUUCAAAUAGUAGUCAAGGUGAGUACAGUAGUAGUACAAGUACCAGUGAUGAGAGCAAUGCGAGUGGCUCAAGUUGUGGCACUAGGCCUCACAUGUCAAAUGAUGUUAGAUGGGAAGCCAUACGACAUGCUCAAAUACAGCAUGGGGUAUUGGGCUUGAGACACUUCAAUCUUUUGAAGAAACUUGGUUGUGGAGACAUUGGGGUCGUAUAUCUUGCUGAACUAAUUGGCACAAGUUGCUUGUUUGCUAUUAAGGUCAUGGACAAUGAAUUUUUGGUGAGAAGGAAGAAGAUGCCUAGGGCUCAAACUGAAAAAGAAAUAUUAAGGAUGCUGGAUCAUCCAUUUCUUCCCACACUGUAUUUGCAAUUUACAUCAGAUAAUCUGUCAUGUCUGGUCAUGGAGUAUUGUCCAGGUGGAGAUCUUCAUGUACUAAGGCAGAAGCAGCUUGGUAGAAGUUUUUCUGAGCCAGCAGCAAGGUUCUAUGUUGCUGAAGUCCUUCUCGCUUUGGAGUACUUGCACAUGCUUGGGGUUGUUUACCGUGAUUUGAAACCUGAAAACAUUCUUGUCCGAGAAGACGGCCACAUUAUGCUCACAGAUUUUGAUCUGUCACUGAGGUGUGCUGUUAGCCCAACGCUUCUGAAAUCAUCUUCUGAUGUUGACCCUGCAAAAAUAUCGGGUCUUAGUGCACAGUCAAGUUGCAUUGAGCCAUUCUGCAUUGAGCCAUCUUGUCAGGUUCCAUGCUUCAGCCCUAGAUUCUUACCUGCUGCUGCAAAAGCAAGGAAAUUAAAAGUUGACCUUGCUGCCCAGAUCAGAUCAUUGCCACAGCUUGUGGCCGAGCCCACUGAUGCAAGAUCAAACUCAUUUGUUGGUACACAUGAAUACUUGGCGCCUGAGAUCAUCAAAGAAGAGGGACAUGGAGCUGCAGUUGACUGGUGGACAUUUGGUGUUUUUCUAUAUGAGCUUUUAUAUGGUAGAACACCCUUUAAAGGUUCUAACAAUGAAGAAACAUUAGGGAACGUUAUGUUGCAAAAUCUUAGAUUCCCUGACAGUCCAACUGUUAGUUUCCAAGCCAGGGAUCUGAUUAGCAGGUUGUUGGUUAAAGAGCCUGAAAACCGUUUGGGUUCAGAGAAAGGGGCUGCUGAGAUUAAACAGCAUCCUUUCUUUGAUGGCCUUAACUGGGCCUUAAUACGUUGUUCUGCCCCACCAGAACUUCCAGAGCUUUGUUAUUUUGGAGUUUCAGACAUGACCUCACAGGGCAAGGGUGCUAUGUAUUUAGAGUGUAAAGCAACAGGAGAGCAUGUGGAAUUCGAGUUGUUUUAAAGACACUGCUCUAUGUGGCAUUGCUGUUAUGCAUUUCCAUGUUUAUGGCUCCAUGCUCUUUGUGUCGAGCUGUAACUUAUAUG